AUGAAGCCAAACUUCUCAUGGCUGCCAUCGUUACUGUUACUUACAUUCCCUUAUUCAUUUUCCACUGAUUCCAAAAAACUGCCCAAUGUAUUUUUUGGAACAUAUACGCUCGAAAAGUCUACUAAUCUGGAUGAAUACCUUACUGCUAGAGGUUACAAAUGGCUUACACGUCGACUUAUCCUAAUUGCAAGUGUCACGAAAAUAAUUCGAAAGGCAGCUUCAGGUUUGCCUUUGCGAUACGAUAUGGAAACUCUCACGUGGAAGAAAAAUGUUCUUUACACGGAUUUCGAACUUGGUACUUCGUUCUUAACUGAUCAUUUGGAGGAUGGCUUGUUUAAUGUAACACUAGAUAUAAGCCAAGAUGGCGUAGUGAUGACAGAAAAUGUGAUACGUGUGGAAAAUCCAGAAGACCAUGAAACGUUCCAAUACACCCGAGAAAAUAAUUACCUAAUUAUGCGUACUACGUGGAAAGGCGUAAGUGCUGCUGGUUUCUAUCGGAAAGUAUGCUCCUACGACAUAAAUAAUUAUUCUGAAUUCUGUUAA
Brugia malayi is the source of this 543-nucleotide messenger RNA. RefSeq lists its product as uncharacterized. Bases 1 to 543 code for a protein of 180 amino acids. NCBI's taxonomy places the organism in Eukaryota, Metazoa, Nematoda, Chromadorea, Rhabditida, Onchocercidae. The transcript has 4 exons. The record is from RefSeq and is a predicted model, not a curated record.